Molecule: messenger RNA, 2901 nt
Organism: Theileria orientalis strain Shintoku
Lineage: Eukaryota; Apicomplexa; Aconoidasida; Piroplasmida; Theileriidae
Exons: 6
Coding region: 1-2901 (966 amino acids)
Biological process (GO): vacuole organization; endosome organization; organelle fusion
Cellular component (GO): endosome; HOPS complex
Molecular function (GO): protein-macromolecule adaptor activity
Source: RefSeq, a predicted model, not a curated record
AUGCCGAUAAAGUUAGGCGUCGAAAUAAAGCCUAUAAGGGGCAUUACUCGUUUCAGCGUGAGUACCCUGGCUAUUGCCAACAAAUCUCUGUGGUUCGGCCUAAACGAUGGGAAUAUUAUGAAAUUCUCUCACGAUGACGAUUAUAAUAACCCGGAAUCGCCCAGAAUUGGAGGAAUAACGCCUGAAUACACUCUUUUAAAGCCAAAGAAUGGAGGUUCCGAAGUUAGGCAGCUCUACGUGGAUUCCAAGUCGUUUCACUGCUUGGUGUGUUUGACCUCGGGAGACCACUACUACUCGAACUUUCAAAGCAAUGAGCUCUAUUUUUUGAAGACGCUUCAGAGGGUGUUUAUUCGUUCGCUGGCAUUCACUGAUCUGACCACGGAGGAUUACACAGACUCGUUCCUCGUAGGUACGCAGCAGGGCUCGCUCGUGGAGGGGAAGAUAGACUACUCUAAGUUCCAGUUCUCCUUUAAGUCCCUGCACGUGGUGGCCGACAGGGAGCCAGUAUUGAGCACCGAAAUGAUUCCCAUAAUAUACAAGAAUAAUCGCACAUUUCUGGUGGUCGCAAUCACGACGAAGAGGUUAUACGAGUUUUUUGGCGGAUUCACGCUCCACGAGACCCUUACAAAGUACACGAAGUCCGGGCUCACGGGGCUGCGGUACGAAGUGCCCCUGGCGGCUCCCUACGGGGAGCUGUUGGUGGUCGAGAAGGACGACGGAAGCCACGACCUUUUCUGGACGAACGCCACCGGGAUUCUGUUCUCGAACGUCCCGAGAAAGGUCGGCGAUGUGACUUCGUGCCUCGAGUUUCCCCCGACGAUAAUAAGUUAUCCCACGGGGUUCAGAUACCUGAUCUUCUCGAGCACGAAUAAGAAUUUUCAGCCUCACGACAACAAGAAGUCGUUUCUGCACAGGCCCCCGGAGCAGAUGCCCAAGAGCUCAAUAGCGCUGAAGAACCACCUGCUACUGCUCUUCGAUGAGAUCAUAAUCGUGAUAAACACGAUAAUUAGGCAGCAGGUGUCCUCGUUCUCACUGCCUUACGGAACCUACGGAGAGAUGAAAAAGUUGGUCAAAGAUCAAAUUUCUGGCUUAAUUUGCAUCUUGUCGACAGAUGGGCUGUACGAGGUGAUAAUACAGAACGAGUCGGACGAUUCCUGGCACUACUACAUGCUUAAAGGGGACAUGAAGAGCGCCCUGGAGCACUGUAAAACGACGGCGCAGCGGGACCAGGUGUCGUUCAAGGCGGCGCUGGACUACUUUGACAAGGGCAUGUUCGAGGAGUCGGCGAAGAUGUACGCGGAGCUGAACACGCACAUUUCUGAGGUGGAGAACGUGUACCUGAAGUUCAUCAGGCCCGAGCACGAGUUCGCGCUCAUCGAGUACAUCACGCGGGUGGUGCAGAAGAUGGACAUCACGAAGGCGUACCCCAAGUUCAUCAUCCUCACCAUCUGGCUCGUGGAGCUCAUCUCCUUCAAGUUCAAGGACCUCUCAUUCACGAUACAGAGUGGCCUGGAGCAGGGGAAGGACGUGGAGAACCUGAAGGCGCUCUACAGCUCCAUGAAGCAGAAGUUCUCAAGGCUCAUAAUAUCGGUGAAGGACAUCGACGAGCUCGUGGCUCCGAUCAAUUUCAUACUGCAGACAACCGGGUGCAUUGUGGAGUGCAUCGAGUACGCGAAGCUGAGGAACGACAACUCGACGGUCAUCUGCAACCACAUAACCAACGGGAACAACAUCAGGGCGCUGACGGAGCUCUCGCAAAUGCCACCCUCUGAGAAGAGGGACUCGCUAUUCCUCAGGUUCGCGCCGCUGAUCUUCAUGGACAGCUGCGAGUCGUUUUCGAAGGCCCAUUUCCAGUCGCUGUCCCCGAACUACCUGAUUCCGAUUCUGGCGCUGCCGACGGUGCUUUCGAACCCCGAGUACCUGGAGAGCUCGCUGAGGAUGCUCAAGGGCAUUCUCUCGGACUCGUACGAGACCGACAGCUUCUCAAAGUCGCUCCUGUGGUCGCUCUACAUCCUCCUGCUCACAUUUCUGCCCACCGAGGACGCGCUUUUGGGCGUUCUCUCUGACACUGAGUUCGACUUCUCCAAGCUCGACCUGUCUAUCGCACUGAGGUACCUGCAGUCCAAGUCUUACCAUGGGAGUCGGGAGGACUCGGCGACGCACACUCGCUGGAUGGUGCCCUUCAUUCACCUGCUGAGUCUCUGCGGCAUGGUUGACGACGCCCUGGACCUGUCUCUGAAGGUCGGCGACCUUUCGCUCGCGCAGAGGUGCGCCAUGAAGCCUCAGAACGACUUCGACAAGAGGAAGCUCUGGCUCAAGAUCCUCAAGCACUCCUCGAUGAACAAGUUGCAGAACAUCGCAGUGCUGCUGAAGGAUUCCGGCGGAUUCAUUCAGAUUCACGACCUCCUCGAGUACUUGCCCCUUGACGUGGGCGUCAGUGACCUCAAGGACGUGAUCAACGAGUUCCUCAUCAGCUACGAGGACAAUAUGCAGGAGCGGAGGCAGGAAAUCGAGAACCUGUGCCAUUCCAUAGAAGAGACCAAGGCGGACAUUCAGCUGGCGUCGAAGAGGUGCGUUAGAGUUUCCAUGAACGAGGAGUGCAGCGUUUGCGGCCACUUGAUUUUCCUCAAGAACUUCAUCGUCUUCUCCUGCGGCCACGUCUUCCACCGCGGCUGCAUCGCGAAGACGCUCUACACGCUCCUCACGGGUCCUGAGCUCGUCGAGUUCGAGUCGAUCAAGAACCGGUUCGACGAGUUUCGGGACGACAAGUCCGAGCUCGAGUACAACGACUACUUGGCGAAGGCCUGCCUCCUCUGCGGGUAUCCCAUCCUCCUCCUCGUGUCCCAGCCCUUCGUUACCAACAACGACGCUGAGGAGCUCGAGAAGUGGUCGAUUAACUAA